Capsella rubella is the source of this 1751-nucleotide messenger RNA. RefSeq names its product pentatricopeptide repeat-containing protein At3g06430, chloroplastic. The transcript is spliced from 2 exons. The record is from RefSeq and is a predicted model, not a curated record. The coding region runs from base 57 to 1520 and encodes 487 amino acids. Gene Ontology annotation, molecular function: protein binding; mRNA binding. NCBI's taxonomy places the organism in Eukaryota, Viridiplantae, Streptophyta, Magnoliopsida, Brassicales, Brassicaceae.
CGGUGAAAUUAUCCGUAACAGAGAGAGUGACAGUGAGGUGUGAGAGGAAGAAGACGAUGGCGUCAAUGUCUCUCUCGUUUUCAUCUUCGCUAUGUUCGUCUCGAGUCCCAGAAGGAAAGCGUAGGUUUCGUCACAGGGAUGCGAGCUUCGUUCGAUGCGUUUUGGCUGCUUCUAAAUCUUCUCCUGGAAGUGCUACGAAGAAGAGGCUUUGGAAAGACGGCGAAUUUCCCGGAAUCACGGAGCCGGUUUCUCCUAGAAGAGCUCCCAUGAAGAAUGUUAAGAAGAAGCUUGACAGGAGAAGCAAAGCCAACGGAUGGGUUAACACCGUCACUGAAACCUUGUCCGAUCUCAUCGCCAAAAAGCAGUGGUUGCAAGCUCUUGAGGUUUUUGAAAUGUUGAGGGAACAAACAUUUUAUCAACCAAAGGAAGGGACUUACAUGAAGCUGCUUGUUCUUCUCGGGAAAUCUGGACAACCCAAUCGUGCACAGAAGCUGUUCGACGAAAUGCUUGACGAAGGGCUUGAACCUACUGCUGAGCUCUACACUGCUCUUCUUGCCGCUUACACUCGCAGCAAUCUCAUCGACGGUGCUUUUUCAGUUCUUGACAAGAUGAAAAGCUUGCCUCGAUGCCAACCUGAUGUUUUCACGUACAGCACUCUGCUCAAGGCGUGUGUGGAUUCUUCUCAGUUUGACUUGGUGGAUUCGUUAUACAAGGAAAUGGACGAACGUAUGAUUACUCCAAACACUGUCACACAGAACAUAGUCUUAAGUGGGUACGGUAGGGUAGGAAGGUUUGAUCAGAUGGAGAAAGUUUUGUCUGAUAUGCUCGUGAGUACUGCUUGCAAACCCGAUGUCUGGACUAUGAAUAUCAUCCUUAGUGUGUUUGGUAACAUGGGUAAGAUAGACAUGAUGGAGAGCUGGUACGAAAAGUUCAGGAACUUUGGGAUUGAGCCAGAGACUCGGACUUUCAAUAUUUUGAUUGGUUCUUAUGGGAAGAAGAGAAUGUAUGAUAAGAUGUCGUCUGUCAUGGAAUACAUGCGAAAGCUUGAGUUUCCAUGGACAACAUCGACAUACAACAACAUCAUAGAAGCGUUUGCGGAUGUUGGUGAUGCAAAGAACAUGGAGCUGACAUUUGAUCAGAUGCGUAGCGAAGGUAUGAAAGCAGACACAAAGACAUUUUGUUGUCUCAUAAAUGGAUAUGCCAAUGCUGGUCUUUUCCACAAGGUGAUAAGUAGUGUUCAGUUGGCUGCAAAGUUUGAGAUACCCGAGAAUACUUCCUUCUACAAUGCGGUUAUAGCAGCGUGUGCUAAAGCAGAUGAUCUGAUAGAGAUGGAAAGAGUGUACACAAGAAUGAAGGAGAGACAAUGUGUCUGCGAUUCAAGAACGUUUGAGAUCAUGGUCGAAGCUUAUGAAAAGGAAGGUAUGAAUGAUAAGAUCUAUUACUUGGAACAAGAGAGGCAAAAGGUUAUGCAAGGCGCUGCUGUAGCAACGCAAGAAGCGGAGAAUCUCCCGGCGGGAUGAUUGCGGUUUGUGAAAUCUCUGCAAGGAGAGAUGUCUCCCUUCAAACGGUAGAAUAAGAGUUUGUAAUACACUUGAUUGUUCUUGCAGCUAUGUGUAUAAAUCUUUUUUUUUUUUAAUUAUAGUUAUGCUAAGUGUUUUGUUAAACCGGAGUGCUGAUGCAGAAACUCUGUUGCCAAAGAAGACAAAACAUAAACUCAUGAUUCAUAGUUGUUGCUUUGUUGGAUGGAUAAA